Messenger RNA from Kluyveromyces lactis, 1254 nucleotides. RefSeq names its product Msi1p (gene MSI1). Gene Ontology annotation, cellular component: Rpd3L complex; nucleus; Rpd3L-Expanded complex. NCBI's taxonomy places the organism in Eukaryota, Fungi, Ascomycota, Saccharomycetes, Saccharomycetales, Saccharomycetaceae. The record is from RefSeq and is a predicted model, not a curated record. The transcript has a single exon. Gene Ontology annotation, biological process: regulation of gene expression. Bases 1 to 1254 code for a protein of 417 amino acids. Gene Ontology annotation, molecular function: histone binding.
AUGAGUGAGUUGAUUAUAGAAGAACCUCCAGAACUGGGCUCUGGAAUUUCUAAUGAAGUACAGCAAAGGUAUACCAAUUGGAAGAAGAAUACAAAGUUGCUCUACGACUAUUUGAAUACAAACACAUCGAAAUGGCCAUCUCUAUCCUGCCAAUUCUUCCCAGACCGUACUCUUACGAAUGACAAACAAAGGAUAUUAUUAUCUUCAUUCACAUCGCAGCAACUUCCGCAGGAUGAGUCAAUUUACAUCGGGUCCAUAUCUACCAUGAAUCAUAUGAAAUGGAGUUCCAUCAAUAACUUCGACAUGGAUGAAAUGGAAUUUAAACUGGAUAAUUCAUUGAAACUGAACGACAAGACAUUAGAAGAAGAGGUACGAAUAACGUACCCUGACGGUGAUUGCAACAGAUGUCGGUACAUGCCUCAGAACCCCGAUAUAAUUGGGACUGCAUCAUCAAAUGGAUCAGUGUACAUAUUUGAUAGAACGAAACAUGGUAAUAAGAUUUCCACAGGCAGGAAAUUCGAAAUCGAAUGCAGAAAUAACGGUGACGAUGAACAGGACGAGAGUUUAUCCCUUGCAUGGAAUUACCAAUUGGAGGGUACCUUAGCUACAUGUCAAAGUAACGGGAAAGUAAAAGUAUGGGAUCUUACUAAAUUUGAUAAGUCGAAACAGAGAAUGGAAAUACCUGAAAGAGAGAGUGUGAUGGACGCGAAUGGAGUCAAUGAUGUGUCAUGGAUGGUAAACCACACUUCCAUUUUAGCAUCAUGCGGAGAAUCCAACGUCAUUGGACUGAUAGACAUAAGACAAGAUACGAAAAUGGACACAUUACACCGUACUACACAUACAGAUGGAAUCAAUGCCAUCGAGUUUAACUAUAAGAACGAUAUGAUAUUGUGUACCGGUGAUUCUCAGGGCCAGUUAAAGAUCUGGGACAUAAGAGAUUUCAAGGAGCCAAUAAAGGAAUGGGAACAUGGAGAUCAGGAUCCCAUCUCUGCCAUUCAAUGGAACCCUCAGAUACCGCAAAUACUGGCCACUGCAGAUCAACAGAGUGGAUUAGUGAAGAUAUGGGAUGCAUCAGGUGAACAAGAGGACUCUAACGCUGAAAACAACAUGCUAUUAUUUGUCCAUGGUGGUCACAUGCUCGGAGUCAACGACAUUUCAUGGUCACAACAUGAUCCAUGGACCAUGUGCAGUGUAUCGAACGACAAUUCAAUUCAUAUCUGGAAGCCAGCAGCAAACUUAGUAGAACAAUUGUAG